Messenger RNA from Misgurnus anguillicaudatus (oriental weatherfish), 1754 nucleotides. It is a transcript of the gene wbp2, whose product is annotated as WW domain binding protein 2. Gene Ontology annotation, cellular component: nucleus. NCBI's taxonomy places the organism in Eukaryota, Metazoa, Chordata, Actinopteri, Cypriniformes, Cobitidae. Gene Ontology annotation, biological process: positive regulation of DNA-templated transcription. The record is from RefSeq and is a predicted model, not a curated record. Gene Ontology annotation, molecular function: chromatin DNA binding; transcription coactivator activity.
GGGGGCGUGGUGUUUAGCGGAAGUGCAGGUGGAUUAUCGGGUUGAGCGUCAGUCUGAUACAAAACACAGAGGAUAUCAAAUAUGGCUCUCAACAAGAAUCAUUCGGAAUCUGGGGGUGUUAUUAUCAACAACAGUGAGAGUCUUCUCAUGUCAUAUGAGAAUGUUGAGUUGAUGUUUAGUGAAGCUGAAGGUUUGCCAGAACCCUUUAGAAAAAGCAAGAAGGGCAGCGUCUACCUUACACCAUACAGGGUGAUUUUCUUGGCUAAAGGAAAAGAGCCUCUCCAGUCCUUCAUGAUGCCGUUUUACCUCAUAAAGGGUUGUGAGGUUAAACAGCCGGUACUCGGAGCGAAUUACAUCAAAGGGUCAGUCAGCGCUGAGACUGGAGGUGGCUGGGAAGGUUCUGCAAGCUUUAAGUUGAUCUUCAUAGCCGGAGGAGCCAUUGAGUUUGGACAGUACAUGCUACAGGUGGCAGCGCAGGCAUCCAGAGGUCAGCCAGUGACCGGUCACUUUGGCUGCCCUUACAUGGCGAACGGAGCGUAUGCGUACCCUCCUCCUCCUCCUGCAAAUGGCAUGUAUUCUGCUGGAGCUCCGCCACCUGGAUACGCCUACCCUGGACCUCCACCACCAGGUGGAUUUUACCCUCCUGGGUUUGAUGGACCAGCAGCCUAUAUGCCACCCCCACCAUAUUCAGGUCCAAUGGACCCGUCUCUUUUCGACCCAGACCUGCCCAGAACCCCUGCAGCGGAGGCAAAAGCUGCUGAAGCUGCAGCGAGUUCAAGUACCACUUUUGCUCCAGCGCGGGUUUACCUGCCGGAGGACAAACCUCCUCCAUACUCCCCACCUGAAGACAAAAAGAACCAGUAACCAUCUCUACAGACAUCAUGUCCUCUCGUCUCUCUCUUCAUGUCAUCCUCUCGUUCUCUAAUCAUCUCCAGCCUCAGUUAACACUUCUCUGGUACAAACACCCCAUGUGUCUGAAUGCAUUGACCGGGGUCUCCAGUGAGGCUCUGCAUUAAUAUCACCUGUCCUAUGAAGAGAGAUACAAGAAUGAAACACCUUUAGUGAAUUAACAGCUUGUGAAUGAGAGGGAUUUGGACUUUACAACUGUUAGCUUUCUAGCUGUGAGGAACAAACCGACAGUAAAUGACUGAGCUUUUUAAUUCAGCUUUUCUGAAUUUGGACAACAUAGUUUAACAUAGUACUUUAUGACCUGACAGAUUUUGUAUAGAUUGAAGCAAUGAAUACAGUAUAAGUGUUUUGCCAAUUGCACAAGCGUUUAGGGCCCAAAAAACAAAGCUUUUUCAAGAAGUUUUUGCUGAUACCCAUUCAGAGUUGAUUUGUCAUUCUUACUCGAUUUCUGUAUUUAUUAGUAUUUGCUGUUUGCUUGCAUAAAGUUGCUGAACUUUUUCGCAUCACCAACAUCGCCUGAACUUGCACAACACGAAUUGAAAUGAUUUCUGGAUGCUGCAGAUCAAUCUCAAUGUGAACGCCACUACACUUCACAUGUAUUGCUUAUUAAAUCUGUUUGAAACCAGCAGACACUACAUCAUGUUUAUGUACUGUACCUAUUCAGAUUAUAUUCUCUUCAGCUUGUACUCUGUAGUCUCGCACUUUAGCCCUCCUGCACCUUCAGUCUCCUAAAUACAAUGAAUUUAUUCCUUCAUUUAUUUAUUGAAAUAUGUGAUUACACAUGUUGUCAACUGUAUUGUCUUAUUUAAACGUCAUUUUAUUAAAGUAAACCUGUACAAGUGGAA